UAGCGGUUUGAUCCAAGUCAAAAUCCCUAAAUCUGAAAUGGUGGAUACCAAGGUAGAAACUAUAGCACGACUCGCGCAGUGGAAAAUCGAGAGCUUCGGCCCUACCGUUCCUUACAGAAGAUCCGAUCCCUUUAAAAUAGGCAUAUGGAACUGGCAUUUAUCAGUGGAGAAGAGCCGCGCCAUCUACGUCCGCCUCUUCCCCGAACCGUCUCGUGUUGCCAAGGAUCAGCCGCCUAUUGCUCGCUUCGUCGUCCGUGUCGCCAACGCCGCCCGUCGACUCUAUAUCUCCCCUGUUCAUGAGAGACUACUUCGCACAAGCGAUGAUUUUGCGUGCCUCAUCGAUAUAAACAUCCAAGGUCGUUUUGUUAUUGAUGUCGAGUUCUUGGACCUUAAGAUCUGCCCACUGAAUUCCCAGGGUGGAGAAGGCAGCUCAAUAUGGCCUAGUGAAGAAACGGUGCGGAAUCUGGCAACCCAGAGCACUCUCAAAUCCCUCUCCCGCAUGCUCAACGACUCCCUUCUCGCCGACAUCACCAUCAACACAGCAGACGGGAAGCUACACGCCCACAGGGCGAUGCUCUCCGCGAGCUCCCCCGUCUUCCACAGCAUGUUCCUUCAUGACCUCAGGGAGAAAGAGUCUUCAACUAUCGAAAUUGAAGAUAUGACAUCCGAGUCGUGCACUGCCCUCCUCAGCUACAUCUACGGAACUAUAAACCAGGAGGACUUCUGGAAGCACCGCCUCGCACUGCUGGGUGCUGCCAACAAGUACGACAUCGCGGACUUGAAGGAAUCAUGCGAGGAGAGUCUUCUCGAAGACAUCAACUUGGGGAACGUCCUCGAGAGGCUGCAGGAGGCGUGGCUCUACCAGCUUGACAAACUGAAGAAAGGGUGUCUCACGUAUUUGCUCGAUUUUGGGAAGAUAUACGACGUUAGGGAAGAGAUGAACGAUUUCUUCAGAAAGGCUGAUAGGGAGCUUGUGGUGGAGAUAUUCCAAGACCUGCUUGCAGUUUGGAAACCAGCUUAAGCAGAGCUCCCUUCUUAUCACAUUAUUACCACAAGCUGUUAUUACAUCACCUAGAUUUGUUGUAACAUCAAUUAGAGCUAUACAGAGUGCAUCUAUAAAUAAUUGCUGUAACGUGUAGGAUCAAAAUCUUGUUCUGUGUAACUUGGGCCGAUUAGUAAGUACAUUGGCUUAGGUUAUUGCAGCUUGUCUCAUAAAUAAGGAUUAUAUUGCUCUUGAA
Salvia splendens (bonfire salvia) is the source of this 1238-nucleotide messenger RNA. Its product is annotated as BTB/POZ domain-containing protein At1g21780. The transcript is spliced from 4 exons. Lineage: Eukaryota; Viridiplantae; Streptophyta; Magnoliopsida; Lamiales; Lamiaceae. The record is from RefSeq and is a predicted model, not a curated record. Bases 38 to 1021 code for a protein of 327 amino acids. Gene Ontology annotation, molecular function: protein binding.